GUUACGUCGUAUUUGUUGUCGUGUCAGGGGCCGAGCCUGGAGCUUGGAGUUGCGGCAGAGGCUGGGGCGGAUAGGCCUGGAGAGCAGAGCGCGGUGGGGGAAAGGUCGCGGAGGUUCGCGUUUCUUCUCCCUUGCGAGGCUAUUCGGAGCCCAGGUUCAGGUUGUGCUGAAGCAGGAAUUGUGCCGGUUGCCGACAGACUAGGAUUCGGCGAAGAUGCCUGUCCGAGGGACCGACAACAGGGCCGAUCUGGGGGCCCCUGGCAGCGUAUGGAGUGCACGGGGCUGAGGGUUGCUGCUGAGUCCGGGAUAAAUAUUUGAAUAACUGAGAAUGGAACAAGAUCCAAAUGAGCAGGUUUCUCCACAGGUCAAUGAGCAGCUGUCAUGUAGUGAUGAUGAUAAUGAUAAAGGAAAUUUGUUGGUGAUUGACAAUUCUACAAUUGAUGAAGCUAUUAAUAGUGGCACUGGAACAGAAGCAAAUACAUUAAGUGAUGCUGGUCAUGAGUCUGAGACUGAUUCAAAAGCCCAAGUGCUGAAAGUGGAUACAAGUACAAAAUAUGAAGAUGGAACUGCUGAGAUAGAAUUAAAGAUGCAAAAAGUUGAACAGGGUAUGAAUAAUGUGACAGACCAUGGUGGAAGUGGAGAACCUUGUGCUUUAAUUGCAUUCAAAACUGAUACAAGAAAAGAACCAGAAAUCAAGCCAGAGGCUGCUGACUGUAUAGAAUUUAAUAGAAUUGCCAAUCAAAACCAUUGUCCUACAUUAGAGACAUCUAAGCAGACAGAUCCUAUUGAUUGGACCAAAGGCAUAUCAUCCCCCUCUAUCAAAUUUGAACCUGAAAGUCCUUUUGAUACAAAAGUAACCAAGGACUUGAUGUCCAGGAUGCAGCAAGAAUCUUCUCACGAUGCAUUGUUGGAUGAGCUAGAAUCAGAAUUCAAUGUAUUUUCAACAGAAUCCUCCGUGAGUUGCAGUUUACCCAAUGGAAUUACAAAGGAAAACAGUGCCGUGAUCAUGUUGAAUGAGUCUAUACAAAGUAAAUUGCUUCAACAAGAAAAGAAAAUAAACAAACUGAUGGAAGAAAACAGAAAACAUCAGGAAAUGAUUGUUGAGAUAUGUACAGAGAAGGACAACUUGAAAGAUGAAUUGAAGAAACAGUCUGAAACAGAAAAACAACAUAUCAACACCAUAAAACAGAUGGAAACCCAAGUUGAAAAUCUUAUGAAGGAAAUAAAAAUGACAAAAGAGCGUUUGACCUCUCAGGAUGCUGCUGCCAAAAACGCCAUUCACCAGUUGCAGCGAAAUGUAACUUUUCGGAUAGAACAAACAAACAAAAAAUGUGAGGAGGCUCGUCAAGAGAAAGAAGCGAUGGUAAUGAAAUAUGUUAGGGGAGAGAAAGAAGCCCUUGACCUUCGAAAAGAGAAGGAGGGGAUUGAAAAAAAAUUAAGGGAUGCAAAUAGAGAACUGGAGAAAUUGACAACGAAAACCAAACAACUCACCCAAGAGAAGGCAAGAUUACAGCAACUCUAUGAGGCAAAGGAAGGAGAAGCUGCAAAGCUCAACAAAGAUGUUGACAAACUAAAAGAAGACAUCAACUCCAACAUCAUCAAAGUGAAAUGGGCUCAGAACAAACUGAAAAGUGAAAUGGAUACACACAAGGAAACCAGAGAAAAAUUGAAGGAAACAACAGUCAAAUUAACUCAGGCUAAAGAAGAGGCUGAACAAAUCCGGAGAAACUGUCAAGACAUCAUCAAAACCUACCAGGAAUCGGAAGAAAUUAGAUCUAAUGAGUUGGAUGCUAAACUGCGUGAAACUAAAGGCGAACUAGAAAAACACUUGCAGGAAAAGUCCGAUGAAAUGGAGAUUCGCCAUGCUAAAAUAAAAGAACUUGAUGACCUGAAAAAAACAUUCAAGGAAGGGAUGGAUGAGUUGCAUACUUUGAGAACAAAGGUAAAAUGUCUUGAGGAUGAGCGUUUGAGGACUGAAGAUGAACUAUCGAAAUAUAAGGAAAUUAUCAACCGACAGAAAGCAGAAUGCCAGUCUUUGCAUGAACAAGUAAAGACGGUAAACUGCUUGCAAGAACAGCUUGAAAGAAAUGAUCAGGAGCUUCAGUCGUCAAAAGAGGAGGUUGACAGCCUGAACGCGCUUGUUACAGAUUUGCAGGAUGAUAUUGAAGGGAGUCGCAAAAAGGAAUCUGAGUUGCUUCUGUUUACAGAGAGGCUGACCAGCAAAAAUGCCCAACUUCAGUCUGAGAACAACACACUGCAGAUGCAGCUUGACAAGCUGAAUAUUUGUGAGCGGGAGCUAAGAGUGCAACUUGAAGAGUUAGGACAUACUAAUGUUGAAUUGAUGAACAGAUUACAGAAAGAACAGGAACUGCGACAGCAGGAUGUGACAGCUCUACAGAAUGAGGUGAUCUCUGAACGGAGAGAAGUGAGUAAAUUGAAUUUACAAGUGGAAGAGCUUAAAGAUGAGCUUGUCACGCAGAAACGAAAGAAGGCGAGUAACAUUAAAGACCUCACUAAACAGCUUCAGCAAGCACGACGACGGUUAGAGCAAAUAGACAAUGGUAGCUAUGACAGCAAAGAGGCAAGCAGCAUGGGAAGUCGUUCAAGUUCAUCAGGUAAAAGAAAAAGUUCUCUUGAUGCUCGGUGCAAUAAAGAAGAGCGAUCUCCGGAGAAUACCGGUUGUACUGUGCAGGCUGACAGUUUCCCUGAAGUGGACAAGACUGUACUGAUAGAACGUAUUGUGCGACUGCAAAAAGCUCAUGCACGUAAGAAUGAAAAAAUUGAGUUCAUGGAGGACCAUAUUAAACAGCUGGUGGAGGAAAUCCGAAAGAAAACAAGAAUCAUUCAGACAUAUGUUCUGAGGGAAGAAUCUGGUGCACUGUCCUCAGAAGCAUCUGAUUUCAAUAAAGCCCAGUUGAGCAGACGUGGAGGAAUCAUGGCUUCACUUUACAAAUCACAUCCAGCAGACAGUGGACUAACAAUGGAGCUCUCAUUGGAAAUCAACAGGAAGUUACAAGCUGUGCUAGAAGACACAUUGUUAAAGAAUAUAACACUUAAGGAAAACUUGCAGACGCUGGGUACAGAAAUAGAACGUCUGAUCAAGUGCCAGCAUGAAUUAGAGCAGCAACUAAAGCAUUGAAUUGGCACCAAUCUCUGUUUAAGCAACUCCAUUGUGAAUUCAGAAGAACAGGUGCUGGACAGGCAGAGAACUCACAUCACUCAUGACUUGGACAAGUAUAUCUUAUCUGCAGUCUGCAAGAAGAUAAUGUUGCUUCCACCAACACGCAGGUUUGAAAUAUUCAGUAUGCUGCAAUGAACUGAUUUUUCUGGAAACUUUACUUUCUGAAACAAAUUUUAAGUUAACACUUCGAAAUUUCCACACAAAUUACUGUGAUCAGCUACAAAAAUAAUGAAAGACGACUGCUGAACCUACACAGCAUUAGUAAUUAGUGGAUAUUGACCAUUCUUCUGUACUCUUUGCUGUUUAAGGGAAAACAAAAAGCAAUGAACAUUGUGCAUUCUUACUUGAGCAUAGUUUUUUUUCUGACGUUUUGGGGUUUGUGAUGCAAUUAUGCAACACGACACCUGAUUUUUUUUUUAGCAGACAGCUCAAGUGAUUUUUAAUUUUAGACUCCAUUUGACUUAAUGGAAACCUAAAUUCCUAAAUUACUGAGGCAGAUAAAGUGCAUAUCCAUCCUACUGUCAGCCAAAUCUUGCUUCAUUACUUUAACACUAAAGGGUCUCAAUGACAUUUCUGCAAUUGAGCGCUCAUUUCCAUUUACAUUGUAAUAUGAAUGUAUUGUUUGGUAAACUGAACUACUGAUGCAAUUAACUGACCAAUAAAUCAAAUCUAAAAAAUAGGUUUGGCUUUUCAAUAAUCGAAUGUCUAUGAAACAAGAUUCCAAUAUGAUAAUAGAAUGUUAUCAAUGGUGGUUAUUGCAGAAUAAUUCAAUUUAUAAAAUAAGAUUUUGAAAGAAAGGUGAUCUUGUUUUAUUAAAAAGGAAACUAAGAUAGUGUCCAGAUUAAUUAUGAAUUGUAUGAUUCAUUUCUCAAAAAUAGUGUGCAUUUAGCAAUCUAUUAACUUCAAAUUUGUCAGUCAUCCAAUCAGUACUCCUGUUUAAUCAGGAAUUUGAUGUUACCAUUGCAUGAGAGUUGACUAUUUUGUAUGAAACCAAACUACUCCCUGCAAAAUAUAAUAGAAAUGCACUUUAAACUUAAAUAAUUACCUUCCAAAUUGCACAGUAUCUGUAAUGGAUCAUAGUGCAUAUAUCUUUCUUAAUUUUUUUUUCACCUGUAUCAGUUUAAAUUUCAUGCAGUCCAUUCACCAUUUGUUGUGAAAGUGAUGUGGUAGUUUAUUUUGAAAAUUAAGUUGUACAAUUAAGUUGUAGAUACAUUUCUGUAUAAAGAGCACAGUUUUUAAAGUGUUAAUCUAUACUAUGUAUAUAUGGAAUACUGGAUUAAUAAAUUACACUGUCUUAUUUUGUUAUGCUAGCUUAUUGGAGGAGUAACUUCUUUCAAAAUGUAUUUCUGCCUAUAUAUCAUUGAUUUCCAAAGAGCAGUGAAUUCCAUUAAACUCACUUGACUCUCUAAA
Stegostoma tigrinum is the source of this 4591-nucleotide messenger RNA. It is a transcript of the gene ccdc186, whose product is annotated as coiled-coil domain-containing protein 186. The record is from RefSeq and is a predicted model, not a curated record. Gene Ontology annotation, cellular component: trans-Golgi network. Gene Ontology annotation, biological process: vesicle cytoskeletal trafficking. Bases 329 to 3139 code for a protein of 936 amino acids. Gene Ontology annotation, molecular function: small GTPase binding. The transcript is spliced from 16 exons. NCBI's taxonomy places the organism in Eukaryota, Metazoa, Chordata, Chondrichthyes, Orectolobiformes, Stegostomatidae.